CUUCUCAGACCACAGUCUGAGUUAGACAUUCAGGAGGCAGCAUGUGUGAGAACGGGCUCUAAUGUGUACAGACCGAAAUGCUUCGCUGGAGUCCACGAGAAGUCUCGCAGAUGCAAAGAAGUCUAGCCUUUCUCUUCAGUGGACGCAUGUUGAUUGUGUUUUAACCUUUACAGGGAUUCAAGUGUCACUCUCACAGGAGGAAUUAGGAACUUCAUUAAAGGUAAACCCAUCUCAACCUUUGAGCCCGUCUGAAUUAUGCGGUUGGUAAAGUCUGACAACACAGCGAUGAGAGCAAGAUAAUGAUGUCGGCGUAUACACAAAGUUAAACAAUGGGAAACGCGGAGAGCCAAGAUGGGGUCAGAAAUUAUUAUGGUGAUGGGGCGGGACAUCUUUCCCGCAAGCAUACAUCCCGCUCAUUCCGCCUUUACAACACGCAUGGAGUCCCCCGCCGUCCGACGCACUCUUCAUCACUGAACCAGGAGCACAGAAACUCGGCAACCUCAACUCGUUCCUCCAGCACCCCAAGCAUCCCACAAUCCUUAGUGGAGAACGGAUUGGAGCCUUUCAACGCCACUGAUGAGUUAAGCGAGUUCGGUGUGAACCCUCACUGGACACAACGUGUUGCUAUGACAAUGAGACCUGAGUCCUACCAGCACGACGAGGACCCUUUGGCAACCCCGACCCCUGAAACCUCAGAGGCAGACACUGUUCCCCAGGAUGGGGGGGAGGACUCAGAAGGGGAGGGGGAAGCAGCAGGGGAGGAAAGGUACCUCCAGCGAGUUACUGAGGGCUCCAGAGAUGGAGGAAACUUUAAAAAGAAACGCUCAAAAUCGGCAGACAUGUGGAGAGAAGAUAGCCUGGAGUUCUCCUUAUCCGACCUGAGCCCGGAGCAUCUCACCAGCACUGAGGAGAUGAUUGAUGGAGGAGAAGAGGAGGAGGAGGAGCAGUUUACAUGCCCCAGAGGUGGUGCAAGUUCUGAAAGGGCGUCGUCUUUGGACCAUCUCUGCAGCCACAGUCCUGGCCUACGGGGACAGUCGGGUCGGUAUAUUAAAAGCCACAGAGUGGAGUGCAAUGGAGAUGGACAAGAGGAUGGGUUGAUGUCUCCUAAUGAAGAGGACGGCGGCGGAUAUGAAGCUUUUACGCUCCCUUGUCGGCGCUCUCACUGUCUCUCUGAGGGCUUGUCAAUGCUGGGGAUCUCGAAUGCACCGUGCCCUGCCUUCCAGGGACGACGAGCACAGACCACUCAGAACAUUUCUGGUGUCUUGAGUGAGGGAAGCGAAUAUGAGGACAGCGGGAUUGACGGCGUUGCUGCAGAUGGAGAUGGAGAACUGGUCGGGAGGAGGUGUAAGGCCAUGUCAGCCUCUUUCUCAGUGUACUCAGCCACAGAGAGCUGUGUUUUUAACGGGAGUGACAGUGGAAGCAGCAGCGCAGGUGGAGGAGACGGAAGAGGAGGAGAUGGAGGGAGGGGAGGAGUGUAUGAAAAUUUCCGUAAGGAGCUGAACAGUCAAGUCUGGAGGAAUCAGGGCCGCGACUGUCUGGAGGAAGCAGGCUCUGCUGUUAGUGAUGAGCAGAGUAGUGGCACACUCAGCACUGCAUAUCCACCCGACAGUGUGAUGGACUGUGAACAAGGCACAGUCAGAAAAGCUGGGGUCCUGGCAGUGAAGAACUUCCUGGUUCAUAAGAAAAGCAAGAAGGUGGAACUUGCAACACGGCGCAAGUGGAAAAACUAUUGGGUGUCUCUAAAGGGCGGGACCCUUUUUUUGUACGAAUCAGAUGGUCGCUCAGGUUUUGACAAUAACAGUGUUCCCAAACACGCUCUUUGGGUGGAGAACAGCAUUGUCCAAGCAGUACCCGAACACCCCAAAAAAGACUUUGUCUUUUGCCUCAGCAACUCGGUUGGAGAUGCCUUCCUGUUCCAGACAUCAGGCCAAACUGAACUGGAGAACUGGAUUACAGCGAUCCACUCUGCGUGUGCUGCUGCGCUUGCUCGACAGCACCACAGAGAGGACACCGUGCGGCUGCUCCGGACCGAAAUCCGCAAGCUGGAGCAGAAGAUUGACAUGGAUGAGAAAAUGAAAAAGAUGGGAGACAUGCAGCUUUCCACAGUCACUGAUGCAAAGAAAAGAAAGACCAUAGUUGAACAGAUCUCUCUGUGGGAGCAGAACUUGGAGCGGUUCCACAUAGAUCUCUUCCGAUGCCGCUGCUACCUGGCCAGCCUUCAGGGAAGUGAACCUCCUAACCCCAAACGUCUUCUGGGUUUUGCUUCACGUCCUACAAAAGCAGCCAUGGGUCGACUGGGCAUUUUUUCUGUCUCUUCUUUCCAUGCUCUGGUGUCUGCCCGCACUGAAAGCAGCAUGAGGAGGCGGAACCAGUCCCUGAAUCGCACCUUCAAUAAACGGCGUAGCCGCUUCUCCUCCCUCUGGGGUCUGGACACCGCCUCCAGGAGGAAGACCAAGGGGCGACCUUCAGUCGAUCAGGUGUUUUGUGUUGAGAGGGAGCUUUCCAGGAAACCUUUGGAGCGCAUGUUUGAAGAUUCUGCCAGUGAGAUAUCUAGAAAAACCGAAGAUUCUACAAAAAGUCUUCCUCAGCACAACACAGACAAUGAUAUUUGGGUUCCUGAUUACUUAAGGCCUUCCUGGGUGUGUUUGCCAAAUAAUCAGCCUGUUCUGGCCAUUGUACAACCUGGGGAGACAACGCUGGAUGUCUUGAGCUCUGUAUGCAAGAACCAUACGAUCGAUCCAUCUGGCCACUACCUCCGCAUAAAAGUUUGGGUUGACAACCAAAUGCUUUUUUAUAUUCCCAAAUUUGAAGAAGAUAUAUCUGAUUUGCUUUACAAAGAAAUUGAGAUUUGUCCCAAACCUUCCAAGGUGAUCCGUUUUGACAAAGCAGAGUCAUGCACCGCUGGAUAUGGUUUCUCUGUAGCAGUUAUAGAUGAGGAGAGUGUGCAGCAGCUUCACAUCACAGAAAUUAAAGAAGGAGGUCUGGCUUCAUCUAAAGGUUUGAAAUCAGGGGAUGAGAUUUUAUCCCUCAACGGUAAAACUGCAUCCGCCCUCCAAAUGGAUGAUAUGAGAGCUGCGUUUGCAAACCAUACGCUUACCUUGAACGUCAGCACCCUACCUGACCUGGACCCGGAGGUGCUGUGCUUCCACCCACCCAGACGCUCUGACAGGGACCAUGAUCUUUCCACAGAUAUCUUCUCCCAGAGCCAAGAGGACAUCCUGGAUGGUGUGUCAGGUCUUACUCCGGACAGCCCAGAUGAGAGUUUGGAGGACCGACCUCAGCUUACCCAUCAGACCUCUGAAGAUCUUCAGGAAAACAGGACCUUCAUAGAGAUUGGAGAUAAGAACACAGAGCAAGGGACCACAUUUUGUCCAAGCCUUCAUGACAUGAAUUCGCUGGAAUGCCCCAUAUCAUCAUCCUCAUCGUCAUCCUCUUCAUCCCUCUCUCCAAGUCCUGUGUCGAUCUUACCGCCCACAGCAGGAACUGCCACCCAGAGGCAACUCUCCCACGCAGACAAACUGCGCAAAGUCAUAAAUGAAUUAGUGGAGACGGAGAAAACUUAUGUCAAAGACUUGAGAUUCCUCAUCGACCGCUACCGGAAACCUUUACAGAAAGAGCAUUUUCUGACUCAGGAUGAGCUGGACAUUUUGUUUGGAAACCUUGGCGAGAUGGUGGAAUUCCAGGAGGAGUUUCUGCGAACGCUGGAAGAUGGAAUCAGACUGGUGCCUGACCUGGACAGGCUGGAGAGGGUGGAACAAUUUAAGAAAGUGUUGUUCUCUCUGGGUGGUUCAUUCCUUUAUUAUGCUGAUCGCUUCAAGAUCUACAGUGCUUUCUGCGCCUCCCACACUAAAGUCCCCAAAGUCCUUGCUAAAGCCAAAACUGACCCAGAUUUUAAAGCCUUCCUUGCUGAGAGAAACCCCAAACAACAACAUUCAUCCACUUUGGAGUCGUACCUGAUCAAACCUAUCCAGCGAGUCCUGAAGUACCCUUUGUUGUUGAGGGAACUCUACUCUCACACCGACCCCGACAGUGAAGAACAUUAUCAUUUGGAUGUUGCAAUGAAGGCCAUGAACAAAGUUGCUAGUCACAUCAAUGAGAUGCAAAAGCUUCAUGAGGAGUAUGGAGCUGUCUUUGACCAGCUCAUCAAUGAACAGAGUGUUGAAAAAAAAGAGGUCCCUGACCUCUCAAUGGGGGAUCUCUUGUUGCAUUCGACUGUGGUUUGGAUGAAUCCUCCAGUUAAUUUGAUGAAGAGCAAAAAGGACACAGAAUUGGCUGCUUUUGUGUUCAAAACAGCAGUUGUGUUCGUGUACAAAAACUGCUCCAAGCAUCGAAAGAAGAUUGGUGGAACACAUCGUACCUCUGCAGGUGACAACAAAGUUCCUUUCCGCUUCCGUUACAUGAUUGCAACAGAUUCUCUGCAAGUUCGUGGCCAUGCAAACUCUGAAGCAACAGCAGUUUGUGAAAUUGUUCACAUGAAGUCUGAGUCCGAGGGAAGACCUGAAAGAACUUUCCAGUUGUGCUGCAGUUCUCCAGAUAGCAAGAAGGACUUUCUUAAAGCCGUUCAUUCCAUCCUUCGGGAGAAACAACGGCGCCAAUUUCUGAAGUCGGAGUCCAUGCCCUCCAACCAGCAGUAUGCUCCUUUUGGUGGUAAACGGCUUUACUUCCUCAAAGGCGCACGGCAUUCCGUUAACAGAACAGCCUCAGCGCCAUCUCGGACGUUGAGCCGCAAAAGGGUUUUGAAGAACAAAAUAACUGUGGACACUGAGCUGAUCUUUCAGGACACUGACAACAAUAGUGACCGUGCAUCUCCCCUGUCCGCCAACUCCCACCCCCCUCUGGGUCAGCCCCAAAAGCCUCACAGAGAAGACACAGAUCGCUGGCUGGAGGAGCAAUUCAACCUGGGCUGCUAUGAAGACCAGUGUAAUAGCAUCGAGGAGACGGUGAAAGAAACUGACAUUCUGAGCGACGACGACGAGUACUGCAAGUCUGUUCGAUCCGAUUCCGCCGAUCCAGAAGGUUUAAAAGCUAGGAUGGAAGAACUUGAUUUACAAGAUGAGAACAAUCUGAACGGAGAGGCAGGGUCUAAAAGUGAGGCCUCACAGAGUUUGGUUGCUGACCGAACAAAACACGAUUUUGGGUCAGUGGAUUCUCUCUCAUCCUGUGGCGUCUCCGUCACCAGCAGCACACUCUCACCUGUGAGGCUGGCGCCCUUGAAGCACUGUGUAGUGGAAAGCCCCACAAAAAAGGACAGAGAUGUAAUCUGGGUGCGACGAGAUGACUUCACUGGUGUUUGCAACAGUGAUGUAUUCUGAUGAGAUGAAGAAAAGGGAUUUCUCAAAAAGCAAGAUGAUGCAGAAGUUAGGCAGAAGCUUUAAAUAUGUACAAGAGAACAUUUAAGUUUGCCCUCCAACCUGCCACACCCUGACAAUCUUUAAACCCAAACAUCACGGAAAUAAAUACAAAAAAACUUGUAAUGUGGGAUUUUCAUAUGAAGCUGCUUCCAGCAAAGGUAAACCAGUCCUCACUGUGCUGGACAUGCUCCACCAAGUUCCACACCCCACUGUAUUUAUAUGUGAAGAAAAGGAAAACACUAGUGUCUAUUUAUAUACUGCGAGUGCUUAGGACAGGCAGCUAUAGUCCCGUGCACGCACAUUGCACCGAAGAUGCCCUCACUGCGCUGUUACCCUUUGGUCAAAUGAUCUAUUUUUCAACACAGGAAUGUGGAUGUUAUAUAUUUUUUUGACUCUUGUCUCUGUAUUUUAACAUUCAAGGGCUCUGAUCCCUUCAGGGGCUACUGGCUUAAUGACUAUGUGGUAGUCAGUGAUUUCUAACUAGCUUUAUUGUGCAUUUUAUUGUUUAUUUAAACUUUGAUGUACAUUAGUGUAUAUUCGGGAAGAAGACUGUGCUGUUCCCUUUAUCUUUUUAAAACCCUUCUUUUUAAAAAAAAAUUAAUUUUGAAAUUUGAGUUGGAACAGUCCUGAUUUUUUUAUCUAUAAUUUCAGUUUUAACUGUUCAUUGCCAGAAUUUGACCUUAAUAUCAUUAAAUUACAACCCUGACCUAAAUGUUGAGCCUUAUGUUCUUACCCUAGUAAGAUAUAAUUUUCAAAAAAGUAAGAAAAGCAUCAAGGUUAUUAUAAUGCAUAGUUUGUGUUCUCCUCAUGUCCAUAAUGAAUAGUAUCAUUCCCUUCCAUCCUUUUUUACUAGAAAUUCCCUUUAUUUUGAAAUUAGACACUUAACAGAACUGUAACUAAAGAAAAAAAAUGACUUAUGUACAGAAACUUUUUCUCACAAUUUUUUGUUUAAGUUUUUUGUUCCCCCAUAGGAUCACGUUAUAAGUAAUACUGCUUUUCACCACCAGGAUGUGCUGUUUCACUCAUCUAAACUGCUUUAACUCAUGAUGCACAACUCAAAGGAUGUAUCAAACAUGCACUUAAUAUCAACAUUACAGUUCAGAAUAUAAUUUGUGAAAAAAGCUGAUUAAAUGAACACUUUGGUGUUUUUUAUGUUAGUUACUCUGGUUUUUAGAUUAUUUUGUAAAGACUUCUACUGUGAAGUACAAUCACAUGCCCUGAAAGGCACGUUUUGUAAAAAAACAAACAAAAAAAAACCCUUUGACUCCUCUUUGUACUUUGAAAGCUGUUCAUACAUUAAAAAAUGUGGAACUUAGUUUCUAUGGUAAAAUAAAUUUUUCAAUUUAA
This is a messenger RNA of Oryzias latipes (Japanese medaka), 6698 nucleotides long. RefSeq names its product TIAM Rac1 associated GEF 1a (gene tiam1a). Gene Ontology annotation, cellular component: cytosol; plasma membrane. NCBI's taxonomy places the organism in Eukaryota, Metazoa, Chordata, Actinopteri, Beloniformes, Adrianichthyidae. Gene Ontology annotation, biological process: small GTPase-mediated signal transduction; activation of GTPase activity. The record is from RefSeq and is a predicted model, not a curated record. Gene Ontology annotation, molecular function: guanyl-nucleotide exchange factor activity; protein binding.